CAAUGACAUCGACUCUCAUUAAGCGGUAAGUGGUCGUGCUUGGGUAGUCGACCAAGAAGCAGAACAUACAUACCGCACCUGGGUGAUUGCCGAUUCUCGCCAUGGAUGACAUGGAGUUCUUCUUCGAGGAAUCUGGAGCAGGGCUUGUACUGCGUUUCGAUGUCGGGGUUGUCUUAAGAGAUCUAGUUGCCGGCGCACAAUUGGCUGAUGGCGACACGAGUGGAAUUGGCGAUGCAUAGGAGGACCUGAUUUCUUCUAUGCCGAUAGGACCAGCUGGAAGCCGCAUGGAUUACGAAGGGGGCGAGGAUAUUGGUGAAACAGUGCGCACUGGGAGGGGGGUGUGCGGCUCAUAUGAUCUUGGAGGCGAAGGGAUGGGUGAUUCCUGCGAGAUAGGUGAUUCAAAUAUUGCGUCUGAUGCCACGGACCAGGGUGCAGACGAGGAGGGUGUGGGAGUAACCAAUGCAAAUCAAUCUUCUUGGACCAGGAGGGUCAGAGUUGGGAAGGCAAAGGAUGAGAGGGAGCCGAGCCCUUCAAGGAUGCCUGCCCUUGAAGCUUUUGUCCAUGCAUAUGUCGAUAAAAAAUCAGGAAACGUUGUCAAUCCAUCGAUUGGGACUAGUUUUGAUUCUGUCGAAGAAGGCUACGAGUUUUACAAUAUGUAUUCCUGGGAGGCCGUCUGAAUGUACACCGGAAAAAAUGCAUGCAGGAGAUUGUGUAGGCAGAGAAGCGAGAGUGCAAACCACCUACUGAAAUGAUAUGUACAACCAGGGUGCCCCAUGCACUUGUUCAUCAGGCAGUAUGAGAAAAAUGCAAUUUGACCGUGACUCAGAAGAAAGUUACCAGGAGAAAAGGACAAAACUAGGAGGGGUUGUCCUGAAGCAAAAUAUCCCAAAUGAGGUACAUGCAUCGCAGGUUUAUACCACGACAAUGUUUGAAAAUUUUGGUGAAGCCUUGUAUGAACGUGGGUUGUAUGAUCUAGUAGAAGUCAAGCCACAUUUGGAGUACAUUGCUAGGCACAUCAAAUUUCAGUCGAGGGAAAAGUGGUGCAAGAAUGAGUUUGUGAUUUCCGUGAGCGAGUCGGCUGAUGAGUUCGGGUGCGAGUGUGGGACAUUCGAGCACUAUGGAAUGGUUUGCAGCCAUGCACUUAAGGUCGUGAUACACCUGAAAUUGCAUGAGCUCCCUGCGAAGCAUGUGCUCAGGCAAUGGACUAGAGAUGCAAGAGAUAUACUACUGCCAGAGUAUCUGCGCUGCCAGAAGGAUCAUGGAACGCUGAAGUAUUCUUCUCAUCAACGCAACACUUUGUACCUGCUAGCGCUUGAUGCCGGUAAGUUAGGCGACAGCAAUGUGGAAGCAUGUGCACUUGCUAUGGAGAAAAUGCGAGAUGUCAAAGUGUUGGUCGAGCCAGUUGCCGCCAUGAGGGAUGGGCUUGGUUUGUCUGAUAUAGAGUUGGCUACAGAUUCAGCCGGCUCUAGCGUUGGUAACAAGCAGCACUUUGGCCGAACUGAGUUUGAGCACACCAUUUUGCAAGCAUCCGAUGUGUUCCCGACGCCGAAACGAUCGGCUGGGCGUCCCACAAGGUCACAACUAGCCGUGACAAAGCUCCAUACGAGGAACCAUCAAACAGUAGAUUAUGUUAUGUAUGUGGAGUUCAGGGACACAAGAGCACAACAUGCCUUGCUCGGGGGAUGUGCCAAAGGCACCUAGGAAAUCUCCUUGCUGCUCAAAAUGUGGGUUAACAGGGCACAGGAACACAUGCAGCAACCUGGCUAAAGUCUGAAAAAACUUAAUUUCAGUGUUGUUUACCGGUGGUAUGCAUUUGGCUAUGUCGCCCUUUGUUAAUACUGUAGAAACAGUCUGAAACGAGCCGAGGAAUAAGAAGACGCCAUGACUACGGUUAUGGGGAGAGGUUCAGAA
Triticum dicoccoides is the source of this 1911-nucleotide messenger RNA. Its product is annotated as protein FAR1-RELATED SEQUENCE 3-like. Gene Ontology annotation, molecular function: zinc ion binding. Bases 754 to 1701 code for a protein of 315 amino acids. NCBI's taxonomy places the organism in Eukaryota, Viridiplantae, Streptophyta, Magnoliopsida, Poales, Poaceae. The record is from RefSeq and is a predicted model, not a curated record. The transcript is spliced from 5 exons.